AACUCAACACCUGCACCCAUCUCUGGCUUCAUUGUUGUUGGGGGAGAGCUGAAGUUGAUCUUCUUGUUUUGAUUUGAGUUUCAGUUCGAAUUGAUAAUGGCGUCAUCGGCACUGGGAACGGAGAGUUUCGCCGGUUUCGAAUAUACAUCAGCGGGAGGAAUCUUCUUGAUGCGAUGGUGGAAUGAGAUCGACGGAUCGCAACAAUGGCAGGAAGGAGUUUUUUAUGCUCUCUGUGCUGCUUAUGCACUCGUCGCUCUAAUUGCUCUGGUGCAACUUGUACGUAUUCAAUUGAGAGUACCAGAAUAUGGUUGGACAACUCAAAAGGUUUUCCACUUGAUGAAUUUUGUGGUCAAUGGAUUAAGGGCCGUUGAGUUUGGAUUUUACUGGAGCGUUUUUCACAACAAGCCAAAAGUAUUGGAUAUGAUACUUUUGGAUCUUCCUGGUCUUCUAUUUUUCUCGACGUACACACUACUUGUAUUAUUCUGGGCUGAGAUAUACCACCAGGCAAGAAGUCUUCCUGCUGAUAGACUCAGACCUGCAUAUUUCAUCGUCAAUGGACUCGUAUACUUCCUUCAGGUGUGUAUCUGGAUAUAUAUGAGAUUCAGCAAAGGUGCUGUUGCUGUGGAGGUUGCUGAACUCUUCUUUUCAGUUAUCUCGCUUUGUGCUGCUCUGGGAUUCAUUAUAUAUGGCGGGAGGUUGUUUGUCAUGCUUCGGCGCUUCCCAAUUGAAUCUAGAGGCCGCCAAAAAAAGCUACAUGAGGUGGGAUUUGUGACAGGAAUUUGCUGCACAUGUUUCUUGAUAAGAUGUGUGAUGGUUGCCGUUGCUGCAUUUAACAAGGAUGCCGAUAUUCAUGUUCUUUCUCAUCCCAUCCUUGAUCUUGUCUACUACCUGAUAGUAGAGAUCGUCCCUUCUGCUCUUGUGCUUUUCAUUCUGAGAAAACUGCCUCCAAGACGGGUUUCGGAUCAUUAUCAUCCAAUCAAAUAAUGAAAAUUUCGGAUCGAUGAGUCCUCUUUCCACGUAAAUCCCUUCAACGGUGCAAAUGUCCUUGUUCAUUCAUGUGUGUUCCUUUGCUCAUGAGAAUAAGAUUCCCAUCUUCAGAUGUAUGUCUUGCCAACAGCAUGGCCAAUAGACAGGAACUUGUUGCCGGGUAUUUUUGUAACUUUUUCUGGUCGAGAUCUUAAUCCAUUAAUCUGAAAAGUAAGUUCUUCAAGUUAGACAAAUCAAAUUAGUGAAUUAUUAAGAAUAGAUUUAGUUUUUGACAUAGCGGGUGUUAUUUGGAUGUAAAAUAAUCACACGACUCGGUUCGUUAUAAAAUUUGUGUCGACAUGUUUUGGUAUAAA
Cynara cardunculus var. scolymus (artichoke) is the source of this 1340-nucleotide messenger RNA. RefSeq names its product tobamovirus multiplication protein 1-like. NCBI's taxonomy places the organism in Eukaryota, Viridiplantae, Streptophyta, Magnoliopsida, Asterales, Asteraceae. The transcript has 11 exons. The record is from RefSeq and is a predicted model, not a curated record. The coding region runs from base 97 to 984 and encodes 295 amino acids.